AUGUCAUCUCAAGUUUCAAUCGCCUAACUAGACAAGCAAAUAGCUUAGUUAUAUCAAUGCAAGCAUCUUUCUGAAGCAGAAAUUAAAAUUCUCUGUGAAAAAGCAAAGGAAAUUUUAGGUUAAGAGUCAAAUGUGCAACCCGUAAGAGCUCCAGUUACUAUUUGCGGUGAUAUUCACGGAUAGUUUAAUGAUCUUUUAGAACUCUUUAAGAUCGGUGGUAAGCCUCCUGAGACCAACUACUUGUUCACUGGUGAUUAUGUUGAUAGAGGUUAUAGCUCAGUCGAAAGUGUUAGCUUAUUAUUCGCAUUGAAAGUUAGAUUUCCUGAUAGAAUUACUCUUACCAGAGGUAACCACGAAAGUAGAACAACCACUUAAGUUUAUGGUUUUUAUGAUGAAUCAGUGCGUAAAUAUGGUAAUGCAAAUGUAUGGAAAUAUUUCACCGAAGUCUUUGAUUAUCUUCCAUUGACUGCCUUAGUAGAAGGAAAAAUUUUCUCAUUACACGGUGGUUUAUCUCCUUCUCUUGACACACUCGAUAAUAUUAGAUAAUUAGAUAGAGUUUAGGAAAUUCCUUAAGAAGGUCCUAUGUGUGAUCUUCUUUGGUCUGAUCCUGAUAAUAUUAGCGGUUGGAGACAUUCUCCAAGAGGUGCUGGUUUCAUUUUCGGCCAAGAAAUCUCAGAACAAUUUAACCACACAAACGACUUGACUAAAAUUGCCCGUGCACAUCAAUUGGCUAUGGAUGGUUAUUUAGAAACACAUGAUAAGAAUGUCGUUACAAUUUUCUCUGCUCCUAACUAUUGCUAUAGAUGUGGUAACUUAGCAGCCAUAAUGGAAGUAGAUGAACAUAUGAGAACUACAUUAUUAUAAUUCGAUUAAGCUCCCUAAUAAGAAAUUGAUACAAUCGAGAAAAAGAGAGUUCCCGAUUACUUCUUAUGA
Molecule: messenger RNA, 933 nt
Organism: Tetrahymena thermophila SB210
Lineage: Eukaryota; Ciliophora; Oligohymenophorea; Hymenostomatida; Tetrahymenidae
Product: serine/threonine protein phosphatase 2A
Exons: 7
Biological process (GO): mitotic cell cycle; peptidyl-serine dephosphorylation
Cellular component (GO): cytosol
Molecular function (GO): protein serine/threonine phosphatase activity
Source: RefSeq, a predicted model, not a curated record